Hyaloscypha bicolor E is the source of this 1554-nucleotide messenger RNA. RefSeq names its product 26S proteasome regulatory subunit rpn-8. The coding region runs from base 165 to 1232 and encodes 355 amino acids. Gene Ontology annotation, biological process: proteasome-mediated ubiquitin-dependent protein catabolic process. Gene Ontology annotation, cellular component: proteasome regulatory particle; proteasome complex. The record is from RefSeq and is a predicted model, not a curated record. The transcript is spliced from 3 exons. NCBI's taxonomy places the organism in Eukaryota, Fungi, Ascomycota, Leotiomycetes, Helotiales, Hyaloscyphaceae. Gene Ontology annotation, molecular function: protein binding; metallopeptidase activity.
GUUGGUUCCUUCCUGGUCUUGAACUGCUUGCUUUCACGUGAUGCCGCAUUGAACUUUCUGUGAGCUUAGGCCUCUUUUGGCGAGCUUUGUGAAGCCGCCGCGAAAUCCAAGCAGCCUGAUCAACAACUUCUUCGAAAAAUCCCCAUUCAACUCUCCAAACCAUCAUGCCUGCCACUACAGCGGAAACGCUCUCUUUCGUCUCGAGGACCGUCUCGGUUGCCCCCCUCGUCCUUCUCUCAGCUGCAGAUCAUUAUGGCCGUUCAGCCAAGGGCACGCGCAAACGAGUGGUUGGAGUUUUGCUAGGGCAGAAUGAUGGCAAGAACGUGAGGGUAUCAAACAGCUUUGCUGUCCCUUUCGAAGAAGAUGACAAGGACCCUUCAGUAUGGUUUCUGGAUCACAACUACGUCGAGUCGAUGAACGACAUGUUCAAGAAGAUCAAUGCAAGAGAGAAGUUGAUAGGAUGGUACCACUCGGGGCCUAAGCUGAGAGCUUCUGAUUUGGAGAUCAACGAGCUGUUCAAGAGAUACACACCUAAUCCAUUACUGGUUAUUAUCGAUGUUCAACCGAAGGAGGCGGGUGUACCAACAGAUGCAUACUUUGCGGUUGAAGAGAUCAAAGAUGACGGAACCACUACAUCCAAGACCUUCGUGCACACGCCCUCGAUCAUCGAAGCCGAAGAGGCGGAGGAGAUUGGAGUUGAGCAUUUGCUGAGAGAUAUUCGAGAUGUUGCCGUUGGAACCUUGUCAACAAGAAUCACAUCACAACUACAAUCUUUGCAAGGGCUGCAUUUACGGUUACGAGACAUUGGGCAAUACCUUCAAAAAGUCCUCGACAAACAACUGCCUGUCAACCACGCAAUCUUAGGCAACUUGCAAGAUGUUUUCAACCUCCUACCAAAUCUUUCUACACCAAAGGCUUCAUCACACAUCCCCAACGGUAUUGACACACCUGCAAAGAACAACAGCGAGCUCGCACAUGCUAUGAGCAUCAAGACCAACGAUCAGCUGAUGGCCAUCUACCUCAGUAGUUUGAUCCGAGCCAUCACCGCCUUCCACGAUCUGAUCGAGAACAAGAUCCAGAACCGCCAACAACAAGAGGAGAAGGAGGCAAAGAAGGACGAAGUCAAAGAUGACAAAGACAAGAAGAUAAAUGGCGUGAACGGCGUGAAUGGAGAAGUGAAGGAGGGAAAGGAAGCCGAAAAGGAGAAAGAGGAGAAAGACAAAAAGAAGUGAUGACGAUAAUGAAGAUGGCGUUUGGUUCUUCCGGGUGUUCAUGGGACAUCAGACGGCAUAGUAUAUUUCAAUUCAUGGGAUAUGUGCCAUUGUAUCAUAGAUGCGUAGCUUAAUACAGCCACGCAAUUGUGCCUUUAUCAUCCUCCUGCGUUCCGUAACUCCUGGCCAUGUCUUGUCCUGACUCCAAACGCAAUAAUACCCAGCUCCCAUAUUUCUCAAAACCCCCUGAAGAAAGGCAGAAUUCCUCACCUUCCACUGACUGCAAAUCUGAUUCACCAGAUCAACCCUCACCACCAGCCCCACCCAUCUCCUCACUACUCAC